AUGAACUUGUCCCGCGACCUCGAAUUCCUCGUUGAUAGCGUCGUCCCCCAGGCGCGAGAUAACGACGGCCUGAGAGAUGAACUCGCUCAGCACUGUCAGGAUAUAUUGCGCAGCCACAUUGGCCAGAACUACGACCCAGAUCUGGGACAUUUGACGACUCUAGUCAAGAAACACUUACUACAACAUUCUCCUUCUGGGUCGUCGUCGGUGAAGUUCACUAACUUGCUCUCGAGACUGCUGGACCAGUCAGUCCUGACGCGAAAACACGCAGCGAUCCUUUUCCUUCAUUCGUUGGCCUCCUCUCAACCAUCCCAAUCAUCCCAGCUUGCUUUCCUUCCUUCGCUGGACAUACCACCCUCUCGACAGCCAUUUUCUCAUGCACCCAGAACGCCGAUCGAGGUAUCUAAUGGGAUGGCGACGGCGAAGGGCAAAGGGAAGUCGAGGGCGCAAAUAUUGAGCGAGUAUCGCGCAAAGAUGGGUCGCCCCCCUUUGCCGGAACAGCGCCUGCUUCGCGAUGCUCUGUAUCUGUUGCAGGGUAUCUCUGGCAAGCACGUUCAUUUCUCAUCACACAAAGACAACGGUACCCACCUCGUCAACGAGCUCUCUUUCGUUACGGACCCAAAAUACGAGAUCUCAGAAGCUACCAAGGCACUCAUCCAUCGCCUGUCGGAGGUGGGUUACCUCUACAAACGAGUCCAGACAUACGUCAAGGAGAGGGAGAAUGUCGCUGAAAUGGGGAUGAUCGAGCAAAGCCUCUGCCAUCAUUUACAAGCUCGGUUGACAGACUACUAUCGUUUCAUCGCAGUCCUUGAAUCGCAAAUGUCUGGGACCUUGGCAUCAGAAUCUCCAAGCGCUCCCGAAGAAGAGAUAGGGUUGACGCUUCGACGGCUGGACGUUUGGAUAAAUGACUGGAGAUUGCGUAUGCGUAUGAUGAGUGUCUGCGUGGAAAGUGCUCGAGACUCGCACGGAGGCGCGUUGGUCAACAUCAUCCACGGAUAUACUGAAAAUGGCGAUCCCUUCGUGCGGAAGUUCACAGAUCAACUGCUUGAAGAUGUGUCAAAACCAUUUUUUGCAACCCUGCACAAAUGGCUGUUCUCUGGGGAGCUAUACGAUCCCUACUUGGAAUUCUUUGUAGCAAUGGACCCUUCCCUCGCUCACAUGCAAUACGCACACCCAUCUUCACUAAGUGGCGGUAUAAAUCAGCUCUCUAGUGACGGUGGUUUCGCUGGCCCGUUCAACGACAGCGAUGAUAUGAGUGGCGACAGGGAAGGUGGGUUGAAGCUUUGGGAAGCGAAGUACAAGUUCCAGAAAGAGAUGUUGCCCAUGUUCGUUGGGGAAACGUUCGGUCGCAAGAUAUUCUCGACUGGUAAAAGCUUGAAUUUCAUUCGCUACAGUUGCCACGAUAGCGACUGGGUGGCUACCAGGGAGAAGAUGAACAACACGGGAGGGUCUCUAAAAUAUAGCGACAUUGCCGGCUUGGAGCGAUCCAUCGACGCUGCAUACCAAGUUGCUAGCGGUCGACUAUUUGACGUUUUCCUUGACAAAUUCAAGCUCUUGGAUCAUUUGAGAGCGUUAAGACAGUACCUGUUACUUGGACACGGCGACUUUGCGGACCAACUUAUGGAAGCUCUAGCGCCCUCAUUGCGCCGUCCGGCGAACACGCUUUACCGACAUAACCUCACCGCAACACUUGAAACCGCUAUUCGGUGUUCGAAUGCCCAGCACGACCCGCAAGAUGUUCUUCGCCGCCUCGACGCGCGCAUGCUCGAAUACUCACAUGGCGAAAUUGGUUGGGACGUCUUCACUCUCGAAUACAAGAUCGAUGCGCCAUUGGACACAGUUGUCGACCCCGAAUCGAUGGUCAAAUACCUCCAACUAUUCUCGCAUCUGUGGCAGAUGAAACGAGUAGAAGGAAUUCUUAGCAUAGGAUGGAUGCGUGCAUCGAAAGAUGUAGAGUCGUUCUUACGGAUAGCAGACCUAGAACAAGAAUGGCAUCGAAUAAGACUCGCAUCAGCAGAAAUGCUACAUUUUGUUCGUCAAAUGCAGGCUUACUCGCAACUCGAAGUCAUUGAGUGUUUGUGGAAGGAACUCUGUGAAUUUCUUCAGAAAAAGGAAGGCGAUCUUGAUGCUAUGAUCGACGCUCAUCGGUCGUACUUGGAUCGUAUGGUGAAGAAAAUGUUAUUGGUCAGUCCCAAAGCUGGAAAAGAGUACAAUGUCCUAAACCAAGUCAAAGAGGUGUUCCAUGAUAUUUUACAAUUCCGUGAUGCAAUGGAUACCUUCUACAAUCACUGCCUAUCGGAAUCAGCUAGGCGAGAUAGAGGGCUGGAUGGGGAACGCGGGGUGGUUACUGGACUCGAGGGCGACAGCGACAAGUCGCAGGAGCUGCUCAAGGUCUACCAGAAGGUGAAAGAGUACAGUUCAUCCUUCUCGGAUCGCGUCCACAGCAUAGUGCAAUCCCUGCAGAGUCAUUCCGAUCUUGAUGUCAGAUUCAUGGGCACCAGGCUAAAUUUCUCAGAUUUCUAUCGAUCGAAGCGAGAGCAUCCAACGCAGAGAGGGACGCUGCAUUAA
Molecule: messenger RNA, 2568 nt
Organism: Pleurotus ostreatus (oyster mushroom)
Lineage: Eukaryota; Fungi; Basidiomycota; Agaricomycetes; Agaricales; Pleurotaceae
Gene: SPC98
Product: Microtubule-nucleating Tub4p (gamma-tubulin) complex component
Exons: 15
Coding region: 1-2568 (855 amino acids)
Biological process (GO): meiotic cell cycle; mitotic cell cycle; cytoplasmic microtubule organization
Cellular component (GO): gamma-tubulin small complex; spindle pole; equatorial microtubule organizing center
Molecular function (GO): microtubule minus-end binding; gamma-tubulin binding
Source: RefSeq, a predicted model, not a curated record